CCCAGCAAGGAGCAACUACAAGGGGCAGCAUUAUGGGCUUUGAAUUAGAUCGCUUUAUUGGGGAAGUGGACCCAGAUUUUAAAUGCAACCUAUGCAACCGAGUCCUGGAGGACCCCCUGACCACCCCCUGUGGACAUGUGUUCUGCGCAGGCUGCGUCUUGCCUUGGGUGGUACAGCAAGGCAGCUGCCCGGUGAAAUGCCAACGAAUCUCUGCCAAGGAGCUCAACCACGUGUUGCCCCUGAAAAGUCUGAUCCUCAAGCUGGAUAUCAAAUGUGACAACCACUCCAGGGGUUGCGACAAGGUGGUAAAGCUCCAAAACCUGGGGGAACACGCAGAGAUGUGCGACUACUCGCCAGCAAAGUGUCGGAAUAAAGGGUGCAAUGAGGUGCUCAACUUAAAGGACAUGGAUGCCCACAUGAGGGAGUUCUGCGAGCACAGGGCAGUUGGCAUCUGCCAGAAGGGAUGUGGGCUUAUGUUGACCUAUAGGGAGCACAAGUCUGGGGAUCACUGCUGUUUGAAGGCAGUAAAAGGGCAGAAUAGUCUUCUCCAGACUAAGAUAACCGGGCUGGAGACUGAACUCAAGAAGAGGGCGCUGAGAUCAAGCAAGAGGGAGAAGUCUCUGCUGUGCCAGCUCUCCACUGUGCAAAAUGAGCUGCAGAUGACAGCACUUAGGUACCAGAAGAAGUUCACAGAGUACAGUGCCAGGCUGGACUCCCUUACUAAAGCAGUGGCUUCUCCUUGCAAGGGAGAAGAGACGACUGCGCUCACUCUCGUUCUCCACCGAGAAUCUGGAUCCCUGGGAUUUAAUAUUAUUGGUGGCCGGUCGUGUGUGGACAACCAAGAUGGUCCCUCCAGUGAAGGAAUUUUUGUUUCAAAAAUAGUCGACAGUGGCCCGGCUGCCAAAGAAGGGGGACUUCAGAUUCAUGACAGGAUUAUGGAGGUAAAUGGAAAGGACUUAUCGAAAGCCACACAUGACCAAGCGGUGGAAGCCUUUAAAACAGCCAAAGAACCUAUUGUGGUGCAAGUGUUACGGAGGACACCUCGCACAAAGAUGUACAGCCCACCCUCCGAUGUCCAGAUGAUGGACACGUGCACACAGACUGACAUAACAUUUGAGCACAUUAUGGCUCUGACCAAAAUGAACUCUCCGUCCCCAUCAGUGUCUGCUCUGGACCCUUAUCUCUUAAAUGAAGAGCAUUCAUCACCUCACGAAUAUUUUGACCCCAACGACUUCAUGGGAGGUUUGCCUCAAGAUAUUGACAGAGAUGAGUUAGAAUUAGAGGAAAUAGACCUGUACAGAGUGAACAGCCAGGAUAAGCUGGGCCUGACUGUCUGCUACAGGACGGAUGAUGAGGAUGACAUGGGGAUUUAUGUCAGUGAGAUUGACCCUAAUAGCAUUGCCGCUAAAGAUGGACGAAUCAGAGAGGGAGAUCGGAUAAUACAGAUUAACGGCAUUGAUGUUCACAACCAUGAAGAAGCCGUCGCCCUCCUCACAAGUGAAGACAGAAAUGUUUUGUUAUUAGUGGCAAGGCCAGAACUACAGCUGGAUGAAGGAUGGAUGGACGAUGACAGAAAUGAUUUCCUGGAUGAUUUACACAUGGACAUGUUGGAGGAACAACACCACCAAGCAAUGCAAUUUACAGCCAGCAUGCUCCAGCAGAAAAAACUUGAAGAAGAUGGCGGAACCACAGACACAGCAACCAUUCUGUCAAACCAGAUUGAGAAAGACAGUGGUGUUGGGCGCACAGAUGAAAGCACUCGGAAUGAUGAGAGUUCAGAGCAGGAUGAUCACACUACAUCAUCAAAUACCCUUGGCAGUCAGAAAAAGCUCAUAUACAGUCAGGACACUUUGGGCAGUGGAGAUAUGCAGUUUAGCAAUGAGUCCUUCAUAUCUGCAGAUUGCACAGAUGCUGACUUCUUGGGCAUCCCCAUGGAUGAGUGUGAGAGAUUCCGAGAACUGCUUGAACUCAAGUGCCAAGUGCAAAGUUCGAACCAACGCUGUAGAUAUUACCAAACCAGCACCAUGGAGACCAACCGGAGUGACCAAGAAAGUGUAGAUCGAGAACUUGAGAUGUUGAAUGAAGAGUUACACAACAUUGAGCUUGAAUGUUUGAACAUUGUACGGGCACACAAGAUGCAGCAGCUAAAAGAGCAAUACAGAGAGUCCUGGAUGUUACACAAUAGUGGAUUCCGAAAUUACAACACUAGUAUCGAUGUCCGCCGCCACGAACUUUCCGAUAUCACCGAAUUGCCAGAAAAGUCAGACAAGGACAGCUCAAGUGCCUACAACACCGGGGAAAGCUGUCGUAGCACCCCACUGACUUUAGAGAUUUCCCCUGAGAACUCAUUACGUAGGAUGGCCGAUGCUGCCAAUUGCCCAAAUGUUGAGGGAGCUGUGGGUAGUUCUAUUUAUAAUACAACCCAGAAGAAUCUGAGAUCAAGCGGAGAGAGCAGAGAGUCCAGCCCUGCCAGGCAUCUCCAACCAUCCAAGGACUCUGACCCAAGCAGCCGACCCUCAGAAGUUAAAGACAAAAAAGUCAAUGAGGUAGGCAAAAGCCUCUCAGAAAAGAACUCCAGCUCAUUUGCACCACAGUAUCGCCACUCACCCUAUAAGCAUGCCCACAUCCCCGCCCACGCUCAGCACUAUCAAAGUUACAUGCAGCUCAUCCAACAAAAAUCAGCAGUAGAGUAUGCCCAGAGCCAGAUGAGUUUGGUCAGCAUGUGUAAAGACCUUCAAAACACUUCAGAAUCCAGGAUGGAAUGGAAAGUGAAGGUACGGAGUGAUGGGACACGUUACAUCACAAAACGACCAGUUAGAGACAAGUUGUUGAGAGAACGUGCCAUUAAGAUUAAGGAAGAGAGGAGUGGCAUGACAACAGAUGAUGACGCCAUUAGUGAGAUGAAAAUGGGACGUUAUUGGAGCAAAGAAGAACGGAAGCAGCAUCUCCGCAAGGCCUCAGAGCAGAGGAAAAGAAGAGAGUUUAUGAUGCAGAGUAGGCUGGACUGCCUCAAGGAGAAACAGACAGCUGAAGACAACAAGGAGGUCAGCAUCAUUGACCUCAGCCACAAAAAGAUGAUGAAGAAGCGCAACAAAAAGAUUUUUGACAACUGGAUGACAAUACAAGAACUGUUAACACACGGGGCGAGGUCUCCUGAUGGUUCGAGGGUCUACAACUCCCUGCUAUCAGUCACAACUGUAUAAAUAGUCCGAAACUGCUGUUUUGGGAUUUUUCGUUUUUCUUUUGUAUAUAACAAACUACCGCUGUGGUAGAAUUCCCCGCCUCGUUCAAUGUGGCAAAUAUGUCUUUGUUUUGUAAAUAUAAGAUAAUUACAGUCACUGUUAAUAAUAGUUUUUUUCUUCUUUUUUAUGAAUAAUAAUUUUACAUCUUGCAAUUUGACUUAUGUAUAUAACCAAUACACAGCUAGGUCAUUUAAGUGAAGCUCCACUUUUGAUAAAGUGUCAAACCUGUCAACUUCAUAAGAUAUUUUUAUCAGCUUUUUUGACAUUUUCAUGUAUUUUUUUCUUUUUUUUUAAACUCUGUACAGUGUAGUAAAAUUAUGGUGCUACAUGGAAACAAUCAACAAGUAUUCUAGAAGCUAAUAAUGGACCUUAUUGCAAGCUUUGCCUCUACGUCAAAGUGUAAACGGGAUAUUCAGCCAAAAGGGGUCAAAAUAAAAAUGUAUAUAAGAAAGCAGCACAUCCAGGGGAAGAAGUAGCUGCCAGCAGGUCUAUGAGGCCCUGGUCCAGGGUCCAAAUGCAGGUCCAAACAAAGAAGUGACCACAGCACACUGGAGUAUCAAAUGUGUAGGUAACUUUUAUUCCAAGAACAUAUAGGUGCAAUGUUUCGGUGUUUUCACAACACCAUUCUCAAGCCAAAUGACAGUGAUCACAGCAAAGUUUAUAUAGAGGAAAUAGAUCAAUAAAUAUAUAAUUGUGAUAAUAAACCAUAACAUCAAUUUAUUAAUACAGUGCUUCAGUAAAUACGUGAUAAGUAAUAGGGGACACCUUAUUAUGUCCAAAGUAAGUGUAGGUGACAUUAAAAACAUCCAACUGUAAACACAGUACAUAUAAAAUCAAGAAUGGAUAGUUGCAAUCAAUUAUUAAGAACAGCUGUAGAUAUUAAAUUUACAAUAUAAGCGGGGGGGGGGGGUGGUGGUUUGUGGCUAAGCUCACCUGGUAUAAUGGUGUCAGUGAGCGUGGGGUAAAACAAACUGCGACUGUGUCACUGCUUGUUUAAUCCUUCACCAUAGUGUGAACCAAUCACAAUCCGGAAUGCAUUGAUCACGGGACCUGUGACAUCACGGUCACGUGAUCCGUGGUCUCGUGAUCCGCUUGCGCGCUAGGAGAUAGGAGUCAGAAAAAGCCAUCUUAGAAUUGUGCAUAAGGAAAAUGGAAUAAGUGCCGUAGUACUGUAGAUUGCGCGCUAGGACAUUUGAGUCAGAAUCAGCCAUCUUGGAAUCGGGCAUAAGGAAACCAAAAAAAAGGUAAAAUAAAUACUGAGGUACUGGCAAGCUAGACCCCAAUCACUGGGAGUCUAAUGCCUCAAUAUAACUGUAUUAAUCCAUCACCAUACAUACUGGAGACUUGCAUCAACGGCACUUGGAUUUCCCCACCCACCAUAGGUUACCCAAUCUGUAACCAGUCUCAAGAGCGAGACCCAGACAGAUAGACAGACAAUGUUAUGGUCCAGGGCUGAACCAGUCCCGGGCCAUUCCCGCGGGGGAACCAACGGUAUUAAGAUUAUACACUUUAAUGUUCAGGGGUGCCACAUUCAUGUUCCACAGGCACACAAGGGGUAUUCUAGCACAGCCCAAAAGCAAAAAAAUAUAAUAAUAAUAAUAAAAAUAAAAUAUAAAAAGAAUAGCAAAAUAACAGUAAAAAUAAAAAUUAUAGGAAAAUAAAUAAAGAAAACGCAAAAAAAAUUAUUAAAAACACAAAAUUAUUUGUGAACUGAUGGCAGUGAUGGAAAAAUGAUGACCCAAGAUGUGAUUGGUCCACAGUGAUGACACAACUAAAAAAAUGUGAAAUAAUCAAGAUUUAUUAAAUAUAUAAAGUACAAGAUAAAGUGAAACAGUCUUGAAGGGUUGUCUUAGCCACCAUCCCCACCCGUGAACUAUAAAAUAUUGAAAAAAAUUAAAUUAGACACUGUUCAUAAAAAUAGACAUUGUAUAUAAAAUUUUACAAUCACAAAUCACAACAACAUACUCUGCAAUUAGUAGUCUAGAGGAUCACCUAUAUGUUCUUGGAAUAAAAGUUACCUACACUUUUGAUACUCCAGUGUGCUGUGGCCACUUCUUUGUUUGGACAUAUAUGCUCACCAUGACUCCAUGAGGCAUCCCAGCUGAUUUAGCUCCCAAAAUUAGACCUCCAUAGCCACCAUAAACAGCCUUUGAAAAUCUGAGUUAGGCAAAAAACUACACAAACCAUGAGCCGUUGCUGCUUGUUUCCUGUGUGAGCUGCAAGAAUGGGCUGCCUCCACAGAGUGAGCGGGUCACGUGGUUAGAGAUGCAGUGCAUAUUGAUGAGGGAGGUGUGUGAGCCUUAGCCAAUCAGGGAUAAUCACACGGCUUACUGAAGCUCAGCUCUCUGAAGCUGAGGACAAGAAAGUGUGAGGUGUAGUCUACACGUAGAUGCUUGUCAUCAUGUGUGAUAAGAUCUGCUGGACUGUCUGCUUGGAGGAAAAGCAGAAAAGCAAAGAGAAACAGUAUGUGCUCAGCAAGGAUUACACUUAAAGGGGCACUCGGGUGGAAAACUUUUUAUUUUUAAAUCAACUGAUGCCAGAAAGUUAAACAGAUUUAUAAAUUAAAAGGUGUAGAAAUGAAGACGGCACUCACCCAGGUAUGUUUGUGCUGACGGUUUCUUUAUUUCAUUUAAUCCGUAAAUUCGUGCUGGGAGGUGUAGUGUCGAGCAGGUAUUAGCGGCAGGAACGCUGGA
Molecule: messenger RNA, 5935 nt
Organism: Hyla sarda
Lineage: Eukaryota; Metazoa; Chordata; Amphibia; Anura; Hylidae
Gene: PDZRN3
Product: PDZ domain containing ring finger 3
Exons: 10
Coding region: 33-3203 (1056 amino acids)
Biological process (GO): neuromuscular junction development; protein ubiquitination
Cellular component (GO): neuromuscular junction
Molecular function (GO): ubiquitin protein ligase activity; protein binding
Source: RefSeq, a predicted model, not a curated record